This is a messenger RNA of Gasterosteus aculeatus aculeatus (three-spined stickleback), 2230 nucleotides long. RefSeq names its product glutaredoxin and cysteine rich domain containing 2 (gene grxcr2). Gene Ontology annotation, biological process: sensory perception of sound. NCBI's taxonomy places the organism in Eukaryota, Metazoa, Chordata, Actinopteri, Perciformes, Gasterosteidae. The record is from RefSeq and is a predicted model, not a curated record.
AUGCCGGGGCUUCUGGUUUCUCAACCCUCCUUUUGUAUACACGAUCCAGCUUUGAAUAAUUUAGCACAAAGGAGCUAAAAAAGGUGCUCCCUUGAAACAGCAGGUAUUUCCAAACUCAAACGGAGAGAGAGCUUUAUCUCAUCUCCACGUCCACCCACUCCUCACACGCAGCUCUUCGGUUGCGCUCUUGUGCCCAGCGCUUCGAUCAAGCUGUCUAUGAACCAAUUCUUUCAUCUGCACGUUCGUUAAUCGCACCCGGGGUCCGAGGUGUCCAGCUGAUGUCAAUUUGCCCGAGGUAAGAAAGUCGGCGGAUGGACUGACGGGUUCUCCACGUCCCCUCCUCAGCCAACCACCAUGGAGGAACUCCAGAGAAAACUCAAUCAACGCUAUGAAGGCACCAAGCCCAGAAAGGUGAGGUUCAAGCUGGCGUCGUCCUACAGCGGCCGGGUGCUGAAGCACGUGUAUGAGGACGGUCAGGAGCUGGAGAGUCCGGAGGAGAAAUACCCUCACAGCUUCGUUCACCGAAAGAUCCCUCCCAGCCACUUGGAGGUGGAGCAGCUCUGUGGGUUUCAGGAGCCCCACGGGGACCAACCGGUUGUGUAUCCUCCAAAGGGGCUCAUUGCCCAGCGGAUAAACGUGUACAGAGGAGUGGGAAGCUACGAGCCGGCUGCAGGCCAGACUGAAGAAGCACAAGGAGAUGCUAAAUCCCCAGUGUUGGACUUUGGCAAGAUAAUCAUCUACACCAGUAACCUGCGCAUCAUCAGAGCGCCACAGAGGACACCCGAAGCGUCGCGGCACACGCUGCCCCCCGUGGACAUGGAGGGAUACCCUAAGGCCAGGGAGAGGGGGAGCCGGAGGAGGGCUAAAGCUCUUCUUACCCUGGAUGUGGAGGAGAAGGAGGGGAAACAGAUCAGCCACAUAGAGACCAAGGAGGCCGACAGCUGCCGGCAUUGUCGCGGCUCGGGCUGCGCUCCCUGCUCUCUGUGUCACGGCAGCAAGCUGUCCAUGCUGGCGAACCGCUUCAACGAGUCCAUCAGUGAUCUGCGUUGCCAAGCCUGCUACCCUCACGGUCUGGAGAAGUGCCAGUCCUGCUCCAGCAAAUAGCACUGUUUGGCUGCCACCCAUGUCUGGCUGAGAGAGUGAGCGAGUGAGUGAGUGAACGAGAGUGUGCGGCAGUGAGUGAGUGCGUGCCUGGUGUGCAGCGGGUUUAUCACGAUCGUCUCAGCGGGCAGAAUUGCUCCGAUCCAAAGUGUUGUCGGUGGGGUGUUUCGAGGUUUCCCCGCUAGGAAACAUAAGCCGUCAUUGGAAAGGGGAAUUAUGAGCUGCGCCGUGGGCCCAAAAUUAUAAAAUACAAUUACUGUGUGCAGUGAACAUGGCUCGCGAUAACACAAACACAUAAUCGCUUUUGUGUUGUCGUGUUAUUUUGCAUCUGCGCCCUCCUUCCUGAUGAGAACCGUGUUCCACAAUCAGUUUUAUUGAAACAUUUUGCCCGUUCUCUUCAUGUGCUGGGAAUAAGGCCCUGUUCAAGUCUCCCCUCUCUAUCCACCAGAGAAUAAAACAUUUUACAACAUAAUGUUAUAUGUUGACAUAAUGACAUUGGGCAAUUUUUUUUAAUGGAGGGAAAUAGAGACUCUGGGAUGGAAAGAGACAAUAGGAACUACAGCCAGAAUAAUAGACGAGCGAGUGGUCGAAAAGGAGACAGUUGCAUGAAUGCUAACAAAACAACUUGUUUGGUCAGUGAUUCAUGUGCAUUCAACCCAAUAAUUGCAAAUAGCACUUUUUUUAGGCCCCUAUUUGAAAAUGAAAAGGAGAGCAGAUACUUUGAUUGGAAUUUGACUGGAGGAAAUCAUAAUGUUUUGCUUUUUUAUAAAUAGUGUUAUACCUGAGAUGAAAUAAAACAAAUAUUUUGUUUGUUCACCUUGUUGUCCACAAUGAUGAUGACUUGUAUCUACACUAUAAAAGAAGGUCCUAGACAGCAACCUCAUGUUCAUUCUUCUGUAAAUGGCUUAUCGUUAUUUAUUUUUAUGGCAGCAGUCGGGACAAAUCUAAAUUCAACCGGUAGUCGGAGCGGCAUCACAUCUCUAACGACGCCGCGUGUGACUGUAAUGUGUUAAAGUCAUUGCUGAAAUGCUUGAGGUGUUUUCACAGUAGGGUGGGAACGUUUGUUUCUGUGAUCCCGGCUGGAGAAGGAAAAUAAAAAGUCACAAUAAAAAACAGAUGCAACACGCUG